Molecule: messenger RNA, 1488 nt
Organism: Blastomyces gilchristii SLH14081
Lineage: Eukaryota; Fungi; Ascomycota; Eurotiomycetes; Onygenales; Ajellomycetaceae
Product: lipase
Exons: 2
Coding region: 1040-1345 (101 amino acids)
Source: RefSeq, a predicted model, not a curated record
UGUGUGGAGAUCAAGAAUAUUGUGAAUUAAUUUUUCUUUACUUCGCUAGUUUAAAAGCGUAGAUUUCUGCAGAUGUCUAUCGUUCGCUUUUCAUUCGAAACAGAUCCAGCAUUCCUAAGUCCAUGUUUAACAGCCAAUAUUACCGCUAAAGAAGAGUCUAACCUGCUCCAUCCAAAUAUUCCGAGCCCCAGUUACGUCCACCUUUCCCCACAGGGAGAUUACUUGCAAAGAUGGUAGUUUCUCCAUCGAUAUAUGAAGAAUAGUGCAGAAGUAGGCGGCUAUAUCAGAACCGAUGGAGCUCCACCGUCGAGGAAAUUUUCAGGAGGCUAGUAUAUAGGGAGCCACUGGCGGAUCUAUUAAACAAUUUAAAGAAGGAGAUAUCCUAAUCAGGCACUGCUCCAGUGGAUACCAUUGAGAAAGACUUUGAUGUCAUCCAAGCAAAACUCAGAGGGCAGGACAGGUAAAAUAGCAUUGAUUCGGCGGCCAAUUUAGCAGGCAGUGGCUUGGUUUCUGCCAAAUCAUUGGAUGCUUUGGGUACCUGGAGCUUUUGGCGGCCACCACAUACGCUGACCCUCUCUGGAUCAAUAUCCCUAAUGUCUCUCGUGGCGACAUUCAAAUCAAUUCCGAAUACGUCGCCUACUCAAUCAAUUAUGUGUCUGCCAUCUGCCAGGGGCAGAACGUAUCCAUCAUCACCUGGCCACAAGGCAGCAUAAACACUCAAUGGUCACUGAAAUACUGGCCCUCCACCCAAGACAUCGUUGAGGAUUUUAUUGCCGUUAGCCCUGACUUUGGCGAAACCAUUCUCACCGAGUUCAUAUGUCCUCCUCUGCAGCGUGCCCUCUUCUGUACCCCAGCCUUCGCCCAAUAAGCCUCUAAAUCAACAUUCCUUGACGUAUUGCGUUCCAACGGAGGUGACUCCACAUACGUGCCCACCCCACCACCACCAUAUACUCAGCUUUUGAUGACAUUGUGCAGCCCAUGAGCGGACUUCAAGCUUCUAGCCUAAUGCGCGACGAGCGCAACAUCUGCGUGACCAAUAAUGAGAUGCAGAAAGUGUGCCCCGCCGUCCUGCUGGAGGCAUUUACACGCACACAACCAGUCUAAUCAACCCACUUACAUGGGCGCUGAUCCAGGAUGCUUUGCUUUGCUGAAUCCGGGCCCCGGGAAUACUGAGCGUAUUGGACAUCUUGAAAAGGAGGUUUGCGAUAAGUUCGUCCCUGACGAAUUGGAUAUUGACGAUCUCUUUGAUACAGUGGGUCUCGUCUUUAUUUUCCUGGGAGAAGCGGUGAAUUAUACAGAAAAGACGAACAUGGAACCGGCUACUAAGGGCUACACGGAAAUUUGAGGGUUGACAAACAGAUGACAUUGGUUGUUGUAGAGAAAAUGCAGGAGAAGUAAUUGAUGGAAUAAUCAGUUAUAAACUAUAUUUUUAUAUAAUGAAACAGUGAAGAAACAGCUUUUGCUUGAAUCUUUUAAUAACAGAAGAAC